AUGGAAUCCAUCUUCCCACCAUUAGUCGCGUUUUUCUUGGCAGUGGUAUACCUGUAUCGCUGGGCCUCCACCCCUUCCACUCCUAUACACCCCAAAGCUUCCCCAAAGCCCCCAUCACAACCAGAACCCGAACAAACCGUCACCAAAGAGCCUGGACUCCCUAUAGACUGGCUCACAUCCCCGGCACUAUUCGAGCUCGAGAAGCGCGCCAUCUUUAGCAAGAAAUGGCUACCCCUCGCCUUAACACCCCUCUUCACCAAACCCGGAACAUACAUAACCUCCACCCCGGCCGGGAUCCCGCUGUUCCUGAUUCGAUCCAAAGACGGGCAGAUCCGCGCAUUCCAUAACGUCUGCCGGCACAGGGCGUAUCCCGUUACGAGACCGGGCCGUGAGAGCGGAUGCUCGACGGUGCUGAGCUGUCGGUAUCAUGGCUGGAGCUAUGAUUCUUCUGGGAAACUCAUCAAGGCGCCGAAGUUUGAUGGCGUUGAGGGGUUUGAGAAGAGUGCGAAUGGGCUUUUUGGGGUGGGGGUCAAGGUCAGAGAUGGGCUUGUUUGGGUUAAUCUCAGUAUAGAGGGGGAAGGGGUAGAUGGGAAGGAGGAAGAUAUGGCGAAGGAGCUUGGGAUCGAUCUUGGGGGGUCUGCUUGGGUUGGCGGAGGGAGGUUGGAGGGAUCCUUUAAUUGGAAAAUGGCCUUACAAACAACCCUUCUCACUGAUGCUCUGGGGCUAGGGGGGAUAGGGACAUUGCCCUCAUGCCAAAGCUCCAUCAUCCAGAGCAUGCUAGGAUCCUUCCACUGGCAGCGAGAACCAAAGCCCCGAUUAAGCCAUCUCUUCCCAAACAUGUUCCUCUUCCCCAUCCCCAACAGUCAAUGUUGGGUCUCAUUGAACAUCCUUCCACUAUCUGAGCGGACGACCUCAGUCCGAUACGACCUGUACAGUUCCAGCCCGGAGAACACGAACGAAAAAGAAUCGGGUUCUCUCUUGUCGAAUCUGGAGGAGAGGGUCAAGACGUUGAUUUCGGAACUGGAAACAAAGUGCCAGUUAGGGAACUCGAUCUUCACCUCUACCCUCUCAGAUCUUCAAGACCUUGAGUCCUCAAACACAUGGUCGCACAUUCUUACCCUCGUGAAAGAACACGUCAAGCUAGAGAAGAGCCAAGGAGAGGCGAUAUACCCUGCGAAGCGAGAACCGCGGCUAAACAAGAGAUAUGAGCAGGCUGAGCAGCGUUCUUUGUAA
Aspergillus mulundensis is the source of this 1233-nucleotide messenger RNA. Its product is annotated as putative iron-sulfur cluster-binding protein. NCBI's taxonomy places the organism in Eukaryota, Fungi, Ascomycota, Eurotiomycetes, Eurotiales, Aspergillaceae. The transcript is spliced from 6 exons. The record is from RefSeq and is a predicted model, not a curated record. Gene Ontology annotation, molecular function: 2 iron, 2 sulfur cluster binding. Bases 1 to 1233 code for a protein of 410 amino acids.